AUGGUUGAAAACUUUGUUGACAUUCCAGAUGAUUUUUGCUGCCCAAUAACAGGAGACUUAAUGGAAGAUCCCGUUGUGGCAGCAGAUGGUCACAGUUAUGAGAGAGAAUCAAUUACAGCUUGAUUUCAGAGGAAAAAAACUAGCCCACUGACAGGCUUAGCUUUAAAAAGUACAGUCCUACUCGAUAAUCAUAGCUUAAAAGCAAUAAUCAACAAAUUUAAAGAAAACAUUCCAAAAAUUCAGCUGGAAAAUCAAAUUAAAAUCGAUUUACUAGAAGCCAUCAAUAUGAGAGAAGCAUUUCUUGAGGAUCACCUGAAAAAGGAAAAAGAGCAGCUUGGAAAUCUUGCUAAUUUGUACGGAGAAGAAAAAGAAAAAAAUUUGUCGCUCGAAAGAAAGCUUGCUACUUAUCUAAAACAGAUUAAAAAUCAAUCAGAUAUAAUUGAUACUCUCAAUAAAGAUGCUGAAGAUCUCGUAAGAAAAAGAUGACGAAAUAAAGUGACUUUAUGAAGAGUUGGGGAAGUCUCUUGACCAUAA
This is a messenger RNA of Blepharisma stoltei, 534 nucleotides long. NCBI's taxonomy places the organism in Eukaryota, Ciliophora, Heterotrichea, Heterotrichida, Blepharismidae. The record is from the annotation of a GenBank genome assembly.